Molecule: messenger RNA, 1900 nt
Organism: Kockovaella imperatae
Lineage: Eukaryota; Fungi; Basidiomycota; Tremellomycetes; Tremellales; Cuniculitremaceae
Exons: 3
Coding region: 160-1863 (567 amino acids)
Source: RefSeq, a predicted model, not a curated record
CGAGCAUCCACUUCAACGCUGACAACCAGCUCGCAGGCAUCCGCGACUCCGUCCGAGAACGUGAUACGCCCCCGGCGCGAUGCCCGAAGACCGGCCACGGACUCUGGCGACGCAGCAGUCGGCGAGGAUGAAGGUCCUAUUGGCCAGAAGAAGGCACAAAUGGAUGCCACAGACGAUAUCCCGACUCCACCGGACCACAAGGACUCGCAAGGAAAAGUCCAAGUACCUCCCUUGUCGCCUAUGAAACCAAGAGAACGGCAGAGCGUUGAUCCCCUCGCAGUACCAUCUGAUGUAUGGGGCGAGGAGCCCGCUGCAAAGACUGUGAAGGGCAGUGACCGCGCAACGCCAAAGAGUACCGAAGAAACGCCCGAGGACAAAGUGCCGAGCGACGAAGCGAUCGCGGACAAUGAAACGAGGUCGUCCUCAAAACGGCAUGAGAAGGACACGGCUGGCAACGGCGAAGAGAGAAGUGCCCUCACAGAUGGUAAACCGCCUCCAGACAGAAGAACAACAGAGCCUUCCAUUGAUGGACCUAAGAAUGGAGCGGAAGAGGAAAAGGCCGAUGGGCAAGAUACUGAGACCUCAGCUGGUCAGCCUCGUAAGGCAUCUACUGAAGGCAAUUCAAGCAAGAGGUCCCGGGAGAAGAACAAGGAGCACCUCAGCGACAUAGAUGAACUGGGAUCGGCCAGGGUGACGAAGUUCGGUCAUGAGAAUCGGAGGGGUCUCGAACGGGUUCAGAAAUCCGAUAAGAAACCUGACAAGGUGAGAACCAGACGCGAUGCGCCUCCAAACACGAGCAAGGAGCUAGCAGACACAACCAACAAUCUACCUUUAUCACAAGCUUCUAGAAGGACAGGGCUCAGGCAGAUAAUCCGGGCUACAUGGCGAACAAUCUCCCUCGCUCCCAUUUGGAGCUUUGCAACGCUCAUGAGUGCGAUCAUUGUCCUGAUGGGCGAUCGCCAGCUCGCUCAGAUGAUCAUCAAUUCGCAUUCAUCCGCUGCCGUGUCGCGAAAACGAGCUCUUGCUCCGGACCUUGCCCUCACCGAGAAGAUCAACAACAAGGAUUUCUCAACCCUUCUAUCCCCCACGGAGUUCUUCAUCUUAUUGAACAUCUGGAACUUUCUGGGCCUCUUGAUACUCAGUAUCUUGAUCAGCGCGACCAUAGGAGGAGCUCAAAGACCGAGUCUCCGAAACACCAGGCAUACCAUCGCCAAGGCCUUAAGUGGAAUUGCGAAUAUCCUGUUGAUGGGAGCCAGACCUCGAGGCCUCAGUAUCAUCUCACGAUCUUCUUGGACCUCAUAUGGCCGGCUGGCUAUGUUUUUGGCUCUGCUGACCCUUGUCAUCCUUAUCCUACAACAAGCCCUGGCGUUUGCCUUCAGCGCCACAAGCACACCAAAUGCUCUCCUAGACGCCACGCCUGACAUAGCGGGGAUCGAGAAGCUGUCUCACACUAUUUCCGCUGGCCAAAUCCUCCUUGCGCUCAUGUUCAUCCUUGCCAUCAUCAUCCCAGCACUCACCUUCGGCUGGUACGCCCUUCUAAAUCCGCCAUCAAAGACCGCUACUAAAGACGUAAAGGCGGAUCAACAACUCAAGACCAGGAAUACAAGGACGAUAAUGGCCCUCGAAGCUAUUGGCGCCAUUGUCAUCCUCACUGUCUUCCUCGCUGUCAUGUACUUUUUCUCCGAGAUCGUGGCGUAUUCUGGAACAGGCAGCUCAAAUCUAAUCAUUGCGAAUGUGAUCUUGGUAUUUAUGAUACCUGCGACGGGAUGGGCGUUGAUUGUCCUAUCUAGAGCGGGAGGAAGAAUCUAUCGGUCAGGGAGCCGCAGCCUGUUUGGUAAUGAUCCAGAGAAGUCUCUCGUAUAGUGGUCAUCCGCCAGUUCGUCCACGGUAUCAUUGGCAU